Molecule: messenger RNA, 1605 nt
Organism: Psilocybe cubensis
Lineage: Eukaryota; Fungi; Basidiomycota; Agaricomycetes; Agaricales; Agrocybaceae
Exons: 10
Coding region: 1-1605 (534 amino acids)
Biological process (GO): transmembrane transport
Cellular component (GO): plasma membrane; fungal-type vacuole membrane
Molecular function (GO): transmembrane transporter activity
Source: RefSeq, a predicted model, not a curated record
AUGGAACCCUCGGGUUAUGUAUCCCGGGAUGUCAAAUAUUACCGAGGUAGCGUCGCCUCAGCGCCUGCGGUGUUCAACGUCGAUCCUUUCGCUUCUCCAAGACGUUUUUCGAAGCAGAUAGUUGUCGAAGACCGCGGUCGCCAAUCAAAAUACAUGUUACCAAACACCUCUACGGAGAGCCUACCGUCGAUUUAUUCCGAAAAGUCAAAGGAGGUGCCGAAAGAAGUACAACCGGCUGGAAAAGUGGAUGCAGCACCUUCCAUGGGACCAACGUUCCCAGAGGGGGGAUUGGUUGGCUGGGGGACUGCGUUAGGCGCGUUUAUCAUUCAGUUUUGCGGAUUCGGGUAUUCUACCUCCUUUGGAGUCUUUCAAGACUUUUAUGUUCGCGAGUAUCUGACGAAAGAAAGCUCAUCAUCCAUUGCAUGGAUCGGCAGCAUAAACGCUUUCUUGGUGAUAUCAGGAGGCCUUUUAGCAGGGAGAGUGUACGAUCGCGGUUACUUCUAUGCAUUACUCUGGGGAGGAUCCGCGAUCAUCUCAUUCUCAUUGUUUAUGCUCUCUCUUGCACAGAAAGGAGAAUACUAUCAAAUAUUCUUAUCUCAAGGGCUAGGUGUCGGAUUAGGAGUUGGGAUGAUCUACGUCCCCUCAGUCGCCAUCCUUUCGCACUACUUCAAACAACGCCGGAGUCUAGUCAUGACCGUAGUGGCGACUGGAUCAUCCCUUGGGGCCGUAGUGCAUCCUAUCAUGCUCAACAACCUUCUCCCAAAGAUUGGAUUCGCAAAGGCGACCAGAGCAAACGCUGGGAUGAUUUCUGGACUUCUCCUGCUCGCUUGUUUGAUUAUGAAGACGAGGCUUCCACCCCCUGCUACGACGCCUGAUUUGAAGAAAUCGUUGGUCAAGUUCUCGAAGGAUAAAGCUUAUAUAUUUUCUACCCUGGGCUUCUUCUUCUUCAUAAUAGGUUUUUUCUACCCCAUUUUUUACCUGCAGUUGGAUUCGAUCACGCAUCAUCUAAGCCCAAACUUUGCGUUUUAUUCGCUCGUUGUGAUGAACGGAUGCUCAUGUAUUGGAAGGAUCUUUGCGGGGUUCUCUGGAGGUCUAUUUGGAAUCGGAAAUCUUGUGGUAUUCUGCACAGCGUGCUGUAGUAUCCUUAUAUUUUUCAUGAUAGGCAUAUCCGAGGUCUCGAGUGUGGUACUCUUUGCAGUGGUGUAUGGCUUCUUCUCUGGUGCCUACAUUGCAUUAAUGGCGCCAAUGAUCGCUAAUCUCGCAGAUGACGUUUCCGAGAUUGGUCUGCGUAUGGGAAUCAGCUUCACUGUCGCUGGAAAGUAUCAUGACAAUCUGUUUGCAUUUUUUCGGAAUUUUUACCCUUCUUCCUCAGGAUUUGGAGGGCUGAUAGGCGCCCCUAUUCAAGGAGCGUUGCUGACUUCAUCAUUUAUCUGGUGGAGAGCAUCAGUUUUCAGUGGUAUUGUGGCAUUACUUGGAUGCAUUAUGUACAUUGCCAUGGUGGUAAUGAUCCGCAGGAAGAAGGCAGCGCAAGACAUGCUACCAGUACAUAAUGUGGUACUCAAUCAGCAGAUGGAAAAUAAAAUGAUGAAGGAAUCACAGGCGUAA